AUGGCCGCUGCCGCUCCACCGUCGAGCUUCAGUUCACCUGUGCUGGAUCCCGUGUUGAGCGCGUCCUCCGACCGCCUUUUUUUCUUCCCUAUCAAGUAUCCUGAUAUAUGGGCGUUCUACAAGAAAGCACAGAGUUCCUUCUGGAUUGCCGAGGAGCUCGACUUUUCCAGGGACUUAGAGCAUUGGCGCUACAAACUUACUGGCGACGAGCGCGACUUCAUCUCCCACAUUUUGGCCUUCUUCGCGGCUUCCGACACCAUCGUCAACGACAACUUACUCGAGCGGUUUUCUCGCGAGGUGCAGCUGCCAGAAGCCCGUUGCUUUUACGCUUUCCAGGCCAUGAUGGAAAAUGUACAUUCUGAAGUUUACGCGCUGCUUAUCGACACCUACAUCCAAGAUGCUCAGGAACGUGUACGCCUCUUCCGUGCCAUCGAAACUAUUCCCUGCGUGCAGCGUAAGGCUGAAUGGGCCCUCCGUUGGAUCCAAGACCCCCAUUCUUCGUUUGCCGUGCGCCUUGUCGCUUUUGCCGCCGUCGAGGGCAUUUUCUUUUCGAGCUCGUUUGCUGCCAUUUUCUGGCUCAAGAAACGUGGUCUUAUGCCGGGUUUGGCCACCUCCAAUGAAUUCAUCAGUCGAGAUGAAGGCCUUCACACCGACUUUGCUUGUCUGCUUUUUGGGCACUUGCAGUCUCGGCCUCCUCCUUCCGUCAUCCAGACUAUCAUCACAGAUGCUGUAGAUGUCGAAAAAGCUUUUCUUGCCGACGCCUUAGCCAACCGACUCUUGGGAAUGAACGAAAAGUUGAUGAGCCGCUACGUCGAAUUUGUCGCUGACCGCCUCCUUGUCGCCCUCGGCAAUGAAAAGGUCUACUGCGUCCCCAACCCCUUUGACUUUAUGGAUAUGAUUUCUAUGGAAGGCAAAACGAAUUUUUUCGAGCGACACGUGUCUGACUAUUCCAAUGCGGCGCGCGCACUUCGUCCAGUGUUCCUGUUACUAAGGCAAAGUUCUGAUGGCCCCAACGCGCCCGCCCGCACACUCCUUCCCCGCACACAGGCCACCGCCCAGCCACGCGCUGAAGCGCCUCCCGCCAGCACAUGGCGUCCGCCCCCACACACCCCUCCCCACACACCGCCUUCCGCCCUCGGCACUUCUCUCUCCCCCAAACACACAUACCACCACCGCGCACUUUAUUUUCCUUAG
This is a messenger RNA of Mycena indigotica, 1194 nucleotides long. Its product is annotated as Ribonucleotide reductase small subunit. Gene Ontology annotation, biological process: deoxyribonucleotide biosynthetic process. The record is from RefSeq and is a predicted model, not a curated record. Bases 1 to 1194 code for a protein of 397 amino acids. Gene Ontology annotation, molecular function: oxidoreductase activity. Lineage: Eukaryota; Fungi; Basidiomycota; Agaricomycetes; Agaricales; Mycenaceae. The transcript has 3 exons.